Messenger RNA from Pelobates fuscus (common spadefoot toad), 1533 nucleotides. It is a transcript of the gene PPHLN1, whose product is annotated as periphilin 1. Lineage: Eukaryota; Metazoa; Chordata; Amphibia; Anura; Pelobatidae. Gene Ontology annotation, biological process: negative regulation of gene expression, epigenetic; protein localization to heterochromatin; negative regulation of DNA-templated transcription. Gene Ontology annotation, cellular component: nucleoplasm. Bases 76 to 1137 code for a protein of 353 amino acids. The record is from RefSeq and is a predicted model, not a curated record. The transcript has 9 exons.
UGAAGGUUUACAGAGGAAAUUGGGAAAUUACAGCGGAAACCAAGAAAUUUUCUGUGAUUAAGCAUAUACCCUGCAAUGGAUUAUCGAAAAGAUGAAAUGUGGGCUGAUGGCAGAUAUGAUUAUGAGCGAAUUCCUAGACAACGUCUUGUGUCUCGUGGUGAUCUUCUCGAAGGAGAAUAUCAUAGGGUGGUAAAUGUGGUUAAUCACAGAAGGGCAGAAGAUGAAACGUAUCCUCGCUACGAAGAAUAUGGUGAACCAGAAUACAGAGAUUAUGAAGAGGGACAUGGCUACACUGCUGAAAGACGCGGCGGGCUUUACAGAGGGGAUAGUCCGGGAUACAGAUGGCAAAGAGGUGACCCCCACGUGAGCAGACAGCCUGAAUACAGGGAAAACCGAGAAGGUUUUAGAAGAAAGCCAAUGUAUCCUCCUAACGUCUACAUGAGAGAACGUUCACCACACAGAAGAGAGUCUCUUUUCUUUCGAGACUCUCCAGUUACUCAAAGAGACUCUCCCCAUAGUAGAUCGGGUUCCAGCGUCAGUAGCAGAAGCUAUUCACCAGACAGAGGAAAAUCCUUUCCCUCCCAUCAACACAGCAGAAGUAAAGAAAGACCUGUUGGUCAUCCUUUAAAGUCACCCAGAGAUGUCUCCCCGUCAAGUUCAGCCUCAACUCUGCCAGCAAAGGCUGUGGAAUUGGAUAAAAGUAGCAGAUCUGAGGGUGCGUUUGUGGAAACCUCUUCCAUGUGGGCUGCUGACAAGAUGGAACUGUCUGAAAACAAUGCUCCAGAAACCACAGAUGAAUAUGUAAAAACAAUUGGACAGUCAUCUGCGUUAUAUGGAGAUCCAUCAGAAGAACUUGAGGCAAAUGUUUCUGCGACUUCAGAAAUUUUCGAAGUGCGUCCGCAUAACAGUCGUGCAAAAGCAAUUGCAGCAAAAACUAAAGAAAUCGAAGAGGUAUAUAGGCAGGAUUGUGAGACUUUUGGGAUGGUCGUGAAGAUGCUCAUUGACAAAGAUCCAUCACUUGAAAAGCAGGUUCAAUACGCCCUGAAACAAAAUUUAAGUGAAAUCGGAGAGAGAUGUAUUGAAGAACUGAAAAUGUAUAUCAUGGAAUACGAUGACACACAACAAGAACUGGCAUAGCACGCAAAUCACACCAACCAUAUGGGCAGAUUUUAGACAUUAUCUUGCACACAUCUGUGACAUUUAACCUAUAUUAAUAUUUCGGUUAUUCUAGAAGAUAUAAAAAUAACAAGGCUGGAGAGGGUACUUGGGCUACCUGCAUUUGAAUUUUUUUUUACAAAUAUAUUCCCUAUAUAUAUAUAUAUAGGGAAUUCAUGGUUGUUACAUGUAAUAAUGUAUGAUAAGACUGCUCUAAAAUGUGUGUAUUUUGGUGGCCUAACUUUCUUAAAAAAAAAAAAUAAAAUACACAUGACCUGUCAUUUUACAGUAUUGUUUAAUAAUGACCUUCUGUACAGACUGUAUCUUUAAAUUUAAAAUGUUCUGUAAACAGUUUUUGUUAAAUAUUCCUCUCUUCAC